This is a messenger RNA of Vollenhovia emeryi, 2798 nucleotides long. It is a transcript of the gene ITP, whose product is annotated as ion transport peptide-like. Gene Ontology annotation, cellular component: extracellular region. Gene Ontology annotation, biological process: circadian rhythm. The transcript has 3 exons. Bases 23 to 637 code for a protein of 204 amino acids. The record is from RefSeq and is a predicted model, not a curated record. Gene Ontology annotation, molecular function: neuropeptide hormone activity. Lineage: Eukaryota; Metazoa; Arthropoda; Insecta; Hymenoptera; Formicidae.
AGAGAGGUGUAUAUUAGACGCGAUGCGUCGCGACGCACGGAUCAGAAGGACGCCGGACACGAUCGGAGAGAUCUCGUCGAGGAAUUAUUCUUGCGUGGCCAUCGGGAGACCCAGCGUUCGCCGGAAGGAUCUGGACAUGAUGAUGUAUCGGCAGCAGAAUACCCAAUCGUCAUCCAACGACGAUUCCGCGAUGUACCCAUCGGCCGCGUAUCAUUCCUCGUGUUCGACGCUACCGUCGUCGACGUCGACGUCGUCGCCGUCGUUGUCGAGGUCGUCGUCCGCGAGAUCGUCCUGUCCCUUGCUGGUGUCCGUCCUCACGUGGUCGUUGACGCUGCUACUGAUCUCGUCCUGCAUCGGCCUGGGCGCGGACGCCGCCACCCUUAGCGGCCAUCCCCUGGGCAAAAGGUCGUUCUUCGACAUCCAGUGCAAGGGCGUGUACGACAAGAGCAUCUUCGCCCGUCUGGACCGCAUCUGCGAGGACUGCUACAACCUCUUCCGGGAACCGCAAUUGCACAUGCUUUGCAAGCAAGACUGCUUCAGCACACAAUACUUCACGAGCUGCAUCCAAGCGCUGCUGCUUGAGGACGAGAAGGAAAGGUUGCAGGAGAUGGUCGAGUACCUAGGUCGCAAGAAGUAAACGGGACAUGGUCGGAGCAACGACGCGCCGCACCACGAAGGAGACACAUCACACAGUACGCGCAUCCUUAUACACACGCACGCAUACACCUACAUAAAAUACACGAUCACAUGUAUAAGACCAAGAAGGAGAUCGAUGCAGAACGCGGUCUCGGAAAAGGACUACAAGGGUAGCGAGGAGAAGGAGGGCUUCGACGCGUUGAUCGUCGUCGUUCCGCGAACACGGAAGAGUCUGGAGCUUCACGGGAUUCAAUUCGGUAACAUUCUUCACCCGAAGAGAGAGAGAGAGAGAGAGAGAACGAGGCGGGAGGGAUGAUUCAGAUGUCGCGCGUUGGAGAACGGUGAACGCGUCGAUCUCCGGAUUCCGGAGAAAUCGUCGACAACUUUUUGCCAGAUAAUUUCAUCUGGAGACGGUCGAUCGCGGGUGACCUGGAGAGAACGACACGGUAGUACUUACGACGUCUAGGUGGACCUCGGGAGGACUCGCGGUGGGAAAAUUCGCGGUCGUAUUCUGGAACGUGCGAUUCGUCCGUCGGCUCGAGACACGUGGCUCUCGGUGUCCACGUGGCGGCGAGGGAUAGCGCGAGCGUCGUUUCUAAUAUCGGCGAGUCCUCGCGGUGCGAUGAGAGUACGAUAGAGAGAAUUCGGAGGGAGACCGGAAGGGAGAGAUGGCGAUCCUCUUCGCGGUGAGUCGCGUCGUUGCUUGGCACGAUGAAGAUAACGAAGUUACACGAUAAUACACUGAAUAGCCACGGGGUAGCGAAACGGUACGAUUGCGCCAUACAAGUAAACACUCACACACACACACACACAGCGAAUCCAUACGAAUUCUAGUCGAUAAAAUAUCUGCGCUCUCGCGCACCACGCCACUCGUUUUUAUUUGAUAAUUAUUAAUCGUCAUCAUUCAUCACUAUGUAGUAAUAACGGUAAUCUAUAUUAUUAUUAUUAUUAUUAUUAUUAUUGUAUUAUUAUUCGAUUACUUUUACGCCACGAUUAUAUUUUUAUUAUUAUUGCCAUCCUUCAUCCGUUUGUUGUUUAGUUAACGAUCGAGCCAUUUGCAGCCAGUUAACGGUUGGCCGUUUGUAGAGAAGGUGCGCGCGGCAGACGAAGAGAGAGUGUCGGUAGUUGGUACAUCGUGUAACACAGAUAUAUGUACACAUUAACGUCUUUAAGGCAUACGUGAAAACCGGAAAUUGAAAACAAACGCGGGAAUCUGGCGAGUUAUUCGAAAGGCGAGACCUCUCAUUCGGCUGAGCAUUUUGAAGCGAGCGUUUAAGGAAAACGGAAGGUCCGUCGUUCGCUGAGUAGCCGACCGCUAUUAUUUUUUAUUAUUAUUAAUAUUAUUAUACCACGUCAUAGUAGAAUUAUUGUUGUUAUUAUUGCAAUUUAUAUGACGGCGUUUUCGCCCGGGGUGAACGCACUGGCCGGCACGGCGGAAGAGAGAGACGCUCGCGAUGUCCAACGGAAAUCAAUUACACGCGAGUUGAGUACGCGCGUGCACGCUGCGCGCGUCAACAUUCUCGAAAGCUUCGUCAAAGAGACAGAGACAGGCGGAAAGAGGUCUUCCUGCAAUUUAAUUUAUUUACGAGCGACGACGUCGCGAUGGAGAGCGUCUUCCGCCGUGCCCGUCCGGGGCCGCGCACGGAAACGCGUAGUAUUUAUUUAUUUUUCCACGUUUUUAAGUUAUGCAUAAGCGGCACGUAGCGAAGCAAAAGGUAUUUAGCGCGCGUAUCUAACCGAGGGAGCUGGUGUUUCGCGGGCGCGGCGGGGUAGGACGAGCUUCUUUCCCGAAGCCAAUUGGAUAAUUGGCCGAGUGUACGAUAUGCAAAACAAUCCCGGGGGAAAGUCACUCCGACCAGGGACCACUCGUCCUCGGCGGAGAAGCGAGGACGAAUGCGAGAGGACGGAAUCGAUCUCGCGGGAUCAACGGAACAAAUUUUGAUAGAAUCGUUGAAACUUGGAAGAGCAACGAUCUCUUUUGUCCAACUUUGAUUUCAAUUCAAUCUCAGUCAGAUAAACCGGACAUCAAAUUGGCCGUUUUGUUGAUCCGUUCAAUUUUGUUUUCGAAAAUCAAAGAAGAUUGCACGGACGAAAAGUAAGGCCGGCCAGGCCUGUGCCCACGAUGCUAGAACCUGGUCCAAGUUCUAGUUUCGAGAAAUGUG